This is a messenger RNA of Microstroma glucosiphilum, 1125 nucleotides long. RefSeq names its product DUF1769-domain-containing protein. The transcript has a single exon. Bases 93 to 1103 code for a protein of 336 amino acids. The record is from RefSeq and is a predicted model, not a curated record. Lineage: Eukaryota; Fungi; Basidiomycota; Exobasidiomycetes; Microstromatales; Microstromataceae.
AUUCAGUCUGGAUCGGCUUGGCUAGUGUUGUCUUUGUACUUGGUAGUCGUAUCACACCUCUACUUUUCGCCCCUCUGUCCUCGUCACUCACCAUGGCUCCCUCUCUACACAUCUCCGCCGGUCCCGACGCCUCGUCUUUGGAGCCUCUGGCCGUGAACCACGAUGAGAUUCCUCUGACCAUCGACUCGCCAAACUUUCGUGGUCGAGCCACUGUCCGCAUCAAGUCCUUCACUGGGCACGACCCCGAGGGGGUGGAGCACCACUCGGACUGCAGCUACUUCAACGAGGAGCGGCGGCGUGGUAUAACCUGGUCUAUCCAGAUCCAGGGACGCUUCCUUGGAGAAGAGGAAGUGAGCGCAGAUGAUAUCCUCUUUGGCAACGCCUUUGAGCGGUCCAUUGCUUCUCAUCUACCUUAUGGCACUUCUCUCGCGCUGCAAUUCGUGAAGGUAGUGGACCCUAAUAUGCAGCAUGAUCUGUAUUGCGAUAAGCCGUGGGCCUUUUCGCCCUUUGUUGCAACUAUUACCCAUCUAAAUGUGCAGCGUCUGGAGAAGGAAGCUCUCACCUCCUCGUCCUCCGCCAAGGACGACUUCAAGGUAGAGGGCUACCCUGCUUUCCCCACUCCUGACUCGUCAGAGGGAAAGAACAGUACAGCCGCAAAAGGCACCGAGGGCUAUACGGUAGACGAUGUCUCUGCACUGGUCAUCUCGGACGAGAAGGACGACCGGGGGCGCAAUCAGCUUGCAAACCGUUACAAGGACAGUGGACUCACCGUCGACGCCUCCACCCUUGCCGGACUAAACUGGCCAGCAGACGAGACCUCGGGGGACAAAGAAGCUGCUGCUGCUCGUCGAAAGCUACUAGGAGCAGAUGCAGCGCGCAGGCAGAAAGUUAUGGUCACACCACAGGACGUCUUUACUGCCGACUUUUGCAAUGGUUUCCUCGACUUUAAUACACUCAAUCUCAAUUUGCCCUUCUCGGGAGGACUACACUUUGAUCUGAAGAAGUAUUGGGAUGGACAACCGGUCAAUUACUAUUGCAAGAACCGAAAGACGGGAAAGAUCUACUUUGUCGUCUCUUUCAACAUUCAGGAUAUGGAAGCCUAGGGCGUUCAGUGCAAGGGGAGGG